UCAGAAUAAUUUAUAUACGAUGCCCAAUUUAAACGCUGUGAUCGCACAAAAUAUUUCAAAAGGAGAUGUCAUUUGGGUUCCAUACAGAAAAGAUCCUAUGUGGCCAGCACUGGUCAAUAAUGCUUAUCCCAAAAAAGUCAGCUACAGCUUUUUCCCUUUGGCGCCUGGUGUCGAUGAAACGAAAAGAAGCCGAUUCAGUUGUGCUCCAAAAUUAACAUACGCACUAGUCACCACCGAACCUCUUCCGGAAAAUGCAAAUUCUGAUUUAAAAAAAGCACAUCGCGCGGCUUGUGAAUAUCUUUCAAGUAAUGGGAAAACUCGUGGUUCGAAUAUUCAAUCGCUUGGUGAAGCUGCUGGUGGUUCAGAAAAAAUGAAGAAAAUGAACGGAGAGGUGACGAAGAACAAAACUGGAAAACCCGAAAAACGGAAAAAGAAAGUUGAUUCUGAACAACAAGAAAACGAAGAAGAUGAUGAGGAUUUAAUGUCACCAGUUUCCAAGAAACCUUCGUCUUCCGAACGCUCAACACCAUCCGGAUCACAACAACAACCUCCAAUUACCGAAGAACAAUCGAAAUCUAUGAUGAAAAUGAUUGAUGAUCGUUUUGAAGUUCUGAUCAAUGAAAUCUGGAAGAGUGAUGAAGUGGCUCAAUCCAAAAACCAGACUAUGAAGGAUAAAAUGACGAUCAAAUUGAAAAACAAUCAGUUUCUGAAAGAAUCCGACUACGACAUAGUCUUCGAGCGAAUAUUCAAUUUUAUCCGCAUGCAGAAUCCGUCACUUUCCUUCAUUUCCACAUUCAAUAUCACAUCUUCUCACAUCAUUCCACACAUACUGAUCACUUGUUAUUCAGCGUGUAGAAAUUUGGAUUAUCAAACUUCAAAAGAAAUUUUCUAUCAACUAAAUACUCGCGUCUUAGGCUUGGAUUCAUCAAUGAGCAUUCCUGUCACUGAUCACCUGGAAGAGCUUUGCCGCUUGGCAUGUGAUGAAAGCGAUGCAAUUCAAAUUCUCGAGAACGAGCAUGGGGACAAGAUUUCAAAAGACGGAACAGCUACCCAAACAAGAGGAAAUGUUUUCGAAGAAAUGAGAUGA
Caenorhabditis elegans is the source of this 1087-nucleotide messenger RNA. It is a transcript of the gene F43G9.4, whose product is annotated as PWWP domain-containing protein. NCBI's taxonomy places the organism in Eukaryota, Metazoa, Nematoda, Chromadorea, Rhabditida, Rhabditidae. The record is from RefSeq and is marked reviewed. The transcript is spliced from 9 exons. Bases 20 to 1087 code for a protein of 355 amino acids.